Molecule: messenger RNA, 2322 nt
Organism: Glossina fuscipes
Lineage: Eukaryota; Metazoa; Arthropoda; Insecta; Diptera; Glossinidae
Gene: pit
Product: probable ATP-dependent RNA helicase pitchoune
Exons: 7
Coding region: 96-2051 (651 amino acids)
Biological process (GO): maturation of LSU-rRNA from tricistronic rRNA transcript (SSU-rRNA, 5.8S rRNA, LSU-rRNA)
Cellular component (GO): nucleolus
Molecular function (GO): RNA helicase activity; nucleic acid binding; ATP binding
Source: RefSeq, a predicted model, not a curated record
CAUUUUGUCAGACACGUGUGAGAGAAUUUUACGUUAUUUGUUGCGUUUUGCCUUACACGAAUUAAAUUGUUAAAUUUAUCAUAAAAUAUAAAAAAAUGCCGAUACGGGAAAAACUGUUAAUAAAGAAAAUCAAAAAACGUGAAAAAAUUAAAAAAGAAUUGGCGCAGAAAAAAGGCAAACAUCUUAAAAGGGGACACAUUAUCACGCGAAAAGAACGCGACGAUGAUAAAGGCAUUCAGCUCAAGGCGGACAAACAACAGAAGACAGUUAAGAAAAAAAAUAAGAAGCCGUUGCCACCAAUAUCAUCAGAAAGUAACUCUGAAAGAGAGGCUGCUGCAGAUCCCAUGGACGAGGAGAUGGUGGAACAGAGGGAAGUGUCUGGCAAUGAAGAUGAAACUGGAAAAGUUCCAACAUUAGUACAGGCGAAAGAAAAAGUUCAGAAGAAGAAUGGGAAGAAGUUAGAAAAGCGACACAAGAGCGAAGAUGAAGGUUUUGAACAAUUAGACCCUGAUGGGGUCACAGAAGCUUUGGGCAAACGUGAUAAGGCCGACCUUGCAUUUAGUUCACUGAAAGGUAUAGUUUCUGAACCCACCCUGAAAGCUAUUGAAGAAAUGGGUUUCAGUGAGAUGACAGAGAUACAAGCGAAAUCUUUACCUCCUUUGUUAGAAGGUCGUGAUUUAGUCGGUGCCGCUAAAACUGGUUCUGGUAAAACCUUAGCUUUCUUAAUACCUGCAGUUGAAUUGAUAUACAAAUUACGGUUUAUGCCACGCAAUGGCACGGGCGUCAUUAUCAUCUCUCCUACCCGUGAAUUAUCAAUGCAAACGUUUGGUGUAUUAAAGGAGUUGAUGGCACAUCAUCAUCAUACGUACGGUCUUGUUAUGGGUGGUUCGAAUCGUCAAGUGGAAAGUGAAAAAUUAAGUAAAGGAAUUAACAUACUGGUCGCUACUCCAGGCCGUUUACUGGAUCAUUUACAAAAUUCUCCCGAUUUUCUGUAUAAGAAUCUGCAAUGUUUAAUUAUAGAUGAAGUAGAUCGUAUAUUGGAGAUUGGUUUUGAAGAGGAAUUAAAACAAAUUGUCAAUCUAUUACCUAAACGACGCCAAACCAUGCUAUUCUCGGCUACGCAAACAGCAAAAAUAGAUGCUUUAUCAAAGUUGGCUUUGAAAAAGGAACCAUUCUAUGUGGGCGUUGAUGAUGACGAAGAAACUGCCACUGUUAGUGGCUUGGAGCAGGGCUAUAUUGUUUGCCCUUCUGAUAAAAGAUUGCUUGUGUUAUUUACAUUCCUGAAGAAAAAUCGCAAGAAAAAAGUUAUGGUUUUCUUCUCAUCUUGCAUGUCUGUUAAAUAUCACCAUGAAUUAUUCAACUAUAUUGAUUUGCCAGUAACCUCAAUUCAUGGUAAACAAAAGCAAACAAAGCGUACGACCACAUUUUUUCAAUUCUGUAAUGCUGCCGAAGGUAUACUGUUAUGCACUGAUGUAGCGGCUCGCGGUUUAGAUAUACCUCAAGUCGACUGGAUUGUGCAGUAUGAUCCACCAGAUGAUCCCAAGGAAUAUAUACAUCGCGUAGGUCGUACUGCUCGCGGUACUGGUAGUUCCGGUCAUGCUUUGUUAAUGUUACGUCCUGAGGAACUGGGCUUUUUGCGUUACUUAAAAGCUGCCAAAGUUCCUCUAAACGAGUUUGAGUUUUCGUGGAGCAAAAUUGCUGAUAUACAAUUACAGUUGGAAAAACUUAUAGCGAAGAAUUAUUUCCUUAAUCAAUCGGCAAAAGAGGCUUUCAAAUCAUACGUGCGCGCUUAUGAUUCCCAUCAAUUGAAGACAAUAUUCGAUGUGAAUACUUUGGAUCUACAAGCGGUUGCUAAGAGUUUCGGUUUUCUGGUACCACCUGUUGUAGAUCUUAAAGUCAACAGCGUGCAACGUCGGAGACCUGAAAGACGUAUCGGCGGUGGUGGUUUCGGUUACUAUAAACAUUUAAAUGAAAACCAAACGAAACAACGCGUUUUCAAGCAAGUCUCUCGUGAGCAACUACAAAAGAAAGGAAAAAAUUUCAUGCGGUAACUCUUGAUUUUUCUGAUUCAUAGUUUAGCUAAUUAAUUUAACAUAGUUUUUAGAAAUCAUAUUAUGAAUAAUUUCAUGAGAUAGCAAAGUGAAAUAAAUAUAUACAUGUUCUAUAUUAAACGUGAAGUCAAUAAAUUUUUUUUUUUAAUUUAAGGGGUAACGCCACUGUACAUUCUUUUUAUUGAUUUAAAUAGCCCCAAAGCGGUAAACAUUUAAACGGUCCACAGAUUUAAUUUUCUGAACAUAGUCGAAUACACACAGCGUAGAAGUA